Liolophura sinensis is the source of this 3852-nucleotide messenger RNA. RefSeq names its product noggin-2-like. Lineage: Eukaryota; Metazoa; Mollusca; Polyplacophora; Chitonida; Chitonidae. The record is from RefSeq and is a predicted model, not a curated record. Bases 658 to 1470 code for a protein of 270 amino acids. Gene Ontology annotation, biological process: osteoblast differentiation; negative regulation of cell differentiation; dorsal/ventral pattern formation. The transcript has 2 exons.
AAAUCGAGCCCAGUCAGGUAACUCUGAAAAGGUACUCUGCGAAAAGGCACGUCCCUGAGGACGGAGAGCAGCCUGUCUCCGUGAGAGAUGAUACCAGACAGAAUUAACGUAAAAUCACAAAACGGGUGAGAGGAUACUACAGACAUCACCAAACAAAUGUGGACAGAGUCCUAACAAAACAGGAGAGCCAUGGUUCCCUUUCAAUGGCCGUGUGAUCACUCCACGCCUCGUCACAGCUUUGUCUCCGUUAUUCCUCCGCGCAUUGCAGAAGGAUAGCACGUGUCGGAGCUGCCAGUGGACCAGACCGUGAAUUGAACGUUUUCACAAAGGAUAGGCUCUGUGGUUCGUUAAGACUUUCCCACAUGAUUAUCUGGAUGAUUUCUCCGCACUUUUCAAAUGACUGACAACCACUUCAUCUGUUCCUAAAAUAUUUCGUUUUAUACCAUUGCUCAAAGGAUCAGCUUGACAUACUUUGAAGGUUUUGCUGUGUAAUUUCCAAACGCAUUUAAACAGGAUCGCAUGUCCUUCCUCUGACGAGUCAUUGAGUCAGUUUAGGGAUUUCGCCACUGAUUCUGGUUGCCAAAUCGUUCCUCUGCGUUUUCCCAGGAAAGAUUACAUUCUUUGAACUUAUAAUCAACCUGCUAGCUUAUCGUCAAGAUGACUGGGUUACGCCAUUCUGGCAUAGCGUGGAUCUUCUGCAUAAUUAUCUCGUCAGAUCUGUUCAGUGGUACCUUGGGCACGUUUCCGUUAAAGUCCAGUUCCUUCCAGGGUCAGCUUCGGCCAGAGAUGACCGUGACGGACAAUGACGGAUCUACUAUACGCGUGGUCAGUAAGAUCGCCAACAUGGCCGACGACUUACCACCAAAGAAGAGGAUGAAGAAAAAGAAACUGCUUAAGCGGCUGGGUGAAUACUUUGAUCCAGAGUGGAUGUCUGUGAACCAGCCGGAAGACGCCCUCCACCGGGUCGCUUCCGUAAAUCUCAGCGCAGACUCUAAUCUGGUACGAGAGAUGUCCAAGGUAAAUCUGACAUUGACCCAUGCCAAUGGGAGUGUGAUGUCUGUCGAUGCAGGCCUCAUGGAAGCCGUGAGGAGCUGGCUGAUCCAUCGAGCUUCCUGCCCCAUCCAUUACGUCUGGGUGGAUCAAGGAGAACGCUGGUGGCCGCGAUGGCUGCGCACUGGGGUUUGUGUGGAUGACACGCCCUGCUCCUGGCCUCCCGGCAUGCACUGUGUUCCGGCCGAGAAUACAGUCAUUCACUUGCUCCGGUGGCACUGCAAAACCCGGAUGUACCCGAAGAAAGCAUGGAAGAAACGUUUCAGACUUGGUGGAGACGAUCAAACCGUAGGCACCAGAAAUUACCUGAAGCUGAAAAAAGACAGGACAAAACUCGAACCUGAACAGCCCAGCAACUCUCAAACUGACGAGUUGGUGAGACUUUUGCAAUCGAGGAGACCAAAGUUUCGUAAAAACUAAAAGGAAAUGCAAAUGGAUCCGGGUUCCUUACCCAGUGACAUCAGCCUGUUUUUGUACAUGUUAAAUUGCCUUCUAAAGUUUCUGGUCUGUGGAUGGGACAGAUGAACGAACUGCAUAAGGCCCAUGCCUCACAAGACUGCAGUUAACUGCCUGCCAUUUCAUUGCGUUCGUGCUACUGAUUGUUCGAAAAUGUUGAGCCCGUUUUCAAAUUGUGACUAUUUCACAGUUGCCGAGACAUUGUUUGUCAUUUAUUGUUACAUAGUUUUACUUGUUAUUUCUUUACGUCUUCAAGACUUUUGACGAGCUUGAAAGAUUUAAUUAUUUCCUGACAGUUUGUCAUUCAAGAUUGUUUAAAUUGUCACACAAGUUUAAUUGGCAGCUGAUCUGGCUUCGAGCAAUGGUGAAUUCACAUGAUGAGUAUAUUUGGUAGUCUCACACAAUCACUGUUCGUGUGUUUUUCACAUGACGACUGCUUACCCUGAUUCACAUGACGACUGCUUACCCUGAUUCACAUGACGACUGCUUACCCUGAUUCACAUGACGACUGCUUACCCUGAUUCACAUGACGACUGCUUACACUGAUUCACAUGACGACUGCUUACACUGAUUCACAUGACUGCUUACACUGAAUCACAUGACGACUGCUUACACUGGUUCACAUGACGAGUGCUUACACUGAUUCACAUGACGACUGCUUACACUGAUUCACAUGACGACUGCUUACACUGAUUCACAUGACGACUGCUUAUACUGAAUCACAUGACGACUGCUUACACUGAUUCACAUGACGAGUGCUUACACUGAUUCCCAUGACGACUGCUUACACUGAUUCACAUGACGACUGCUUACACUGAUUAACAUGACGACUGCUUACACUGAAUCACAUGACGACUGCUUACACUGAUUCACAUGACGACUGCUUACACUGAUUCACAUGACGACUGCUUACCCUGAUUCAAAUGAUGACUGCUUAUACGUGUCUUCACAAAAUCACUGCUUCCCUCCUUGCACACUUUGAAAUUCAACACCGUUUCACAGCCUGGUUUGAACGUCCAGGUCGACUAACUUGGAAGACUGAUACAUGCAGGUUGUUGUUAUAGUUUGUAUAUACAUGCAGAGACCUUGUGAGGAAAGGCUUCAAAACGAACAUCAUCACCUACACGGAUAAUUGAUAGCGACAAUGUGAGCGAUCAGAUUACAGCUUUAGUGUAAAAAUACAAUUCAAGCUGACACUUUGUUUAUUUGGUUUUAAGACGUGUUAAAUAUUACACCACUCUGUGAGAUUGUUGACAACACCACUGACUCCGCGCAUUGACUCGACAGGAAUGAGACCCAAAUAAACUGGGUCCGGGAUACUACUGCUUGGAGGAUAGCACUGAAAUGAGACCGGGAGAAUUCGUAUCCUUAAAAUUUGUGAACCAACCCAAAACUCCAGUAAGCCUAUCAACUGACAUUUUUCAGCGCUUAUAGUGCAAUGAGUAGUCCAUAUAUUCGCUGUGGUAUACCGGUAUAUUACCUAUGAGCCUAGCCACAUGAAGCCUAUUGCUUACCAUGUUAGACUGAGUCAGCGCAGGAACAAACAGUAAAUGGAGGUAAAUACAUAGAUGAAAGAGAUUUUAGCACAGCUACAAGUAUCGUCUAUGUUCAUAAUGCUCUGGUAGUACUGUCAAUAGAAUUUAUUUUUAUUACAGCACGGCUAUGUGAAUAUUGAUAAUGAACCUUUUCCGCCAACCCAAAGUGAUUCUGGCUAAAUCUUUGUAGUCUUUUGCUCAUUCCUAUCAAGGCGCUGACGAUUUGUGGUCAAACUGGUAACGUAGUUCUUAUGUAUUACAAGACACAAUUAUCAGCCCAGCUUGGACCCGAGUCGCCACUGCGGUAACGGGAACGUAUUGUAAAACUUUUGCCCAGUAGUGGUUAAUGGUCUGAUCAUCAUACCGGUACCUUAAACGGUAGCGCAUUGUAAGGCAUGUGCCCAGCAGUGCUUAACGGUUUGAUCGUCCUACCGGUACAUUAACGGUAACGCAUUGUGAAGCCUGUGCCCAGCAAGUGCUUAAUGGUUUGUUUUGGCAUACCCUAAACUGUAAACUCGUGGAUAUUAUAGUCUUUGUGGUCACUUUUUCCACAGAUAAGUAUUUGUACAAAUCACUUGACCACAAACAUUUGAAAAGCCCGUAUAUUGCCUUUUUAUUUACUCAACGGUUUCUUCCUGCCAGUAUACAAUCGGGUCAGUAGCAUGCAUGGGGCCUGUUCUUGCAUCUUAACAUGACAAGUUUACGCACGAAGAUUGGAAGCUCCAAUUAUAUUUUUUGGACGUCUAAGUAAUUAAGUUUAUAUAUAUAUAUAUAUGCUUAAUUUGUGGUUAUUAAAGAACGUCAUUAGAUA